AUGUCUUGGAAGGACAAUUUCGGGUUCACAGAGCGACUGCGAGCCAUACAGUCUCUAACAACGGCUUAUCAGCAAGCUUCAUCCUCGUCUGCCUCCGGAUUCGCAGAAGCUAUGGCCCAAGCGAAGCAGCUUGAAACCGAGGCGUAUAACAAGGCGACCUCGAAAGACGAGUAUGAUUCUAUCUGCCAAAAGGCAAUUGAUGAGGCUGAAUUGGCAGAGUCCGAGGAGCUGGUCACUAGCAGCCCACAGCAUGUGGAAGAUGACGAUACCUCAACCGGGGAAGUGAUCGGUCAAUAUCGGUAUUGUUUUCACCACUUUGCUGGGAUCCACUCCUCUAUAUACAGGUCAAAGUUGGAGGAUGGGACUGUUCGGGCUGUGAAAGUCACUAUUCCCCAUCUGAUGACAGCCCCCCAUGAUGCUCACCGUGAAGCCCGGUUGUUGCGCGAAGGUUCUCACCCGCAUAUAAUUCCAUUGAUUGAAACGUUUAAUCUUGAUGGUGGCAGAUUUGUCUUGGUCUUUCCUUUCUUGCGAUAUGACUUCGACCAGUUGUUGCGGCGAGACAUGGUAACUGCUGCACAGACACGAUCGAUUCUGCGAGACCUGUUUUGUGGCCUUGCUCAUCUCCACAGCAUUGGUAUAAUUCACCGGGACAUCAAGCCCUCCAAUGUUCUAUUGGACUCCCCCAAUGGACCAGCUUACUUGGCAGACUUUGGCGUUUCGUGGAAAGAAGGCGACGCGGGAUCUGAGCCACCCACGCAGAAAAUCACGGAUGUGGGCACAACCUGCUAUCGACCCCCAGAAAUUCUCUUUGGGUUCAAAGAAUAUGGAACAUCCCUCGACAUGUGGGCUGCUGGCUGUUUAGUAGCAGAAGCCAUUGCCGUUGGUCACCGCCAGCUCUUUGAUUCCGGGCCCGUGGGCAGCGAUCUAUCACUGAUUUUCUCCAUUUUCAAACUGCUGGGCACUCCGGAUGAACAGCGCUGGCCUGAAGUCCAAGUCUUGCCAGAUUGGGGGAAGGUAGAAUUCCACUCGUUCCCUUCGCAGAGCUGGGAGAAUAUCCUCCCGGGUGCAUCCUCGAAUGGUCGUGAAUUAGUCAGCCGCCUAUUGUGCUACGAGAGCAGCGAAAGACUCUCGGCGGCAGAGGCCCUUGCCCAUCCAUAUUUUGCUCGGACUUGA
Messenger RNA from Penicillium digitatum Pd1, 1173 nucleotides. Its product is annotated as putative cell division protein kinase (Ctk1). Gene Ontology annotation, molecular function: cyclin-dependent protein serine/threonine kinase activity; cyclin binding; ATP binding. Gene Ontology annotation, cellular component: cytoplasm; nucleus; cyclin-dependent protein kinase holoenzyme complex. The record is from RefSeq and is a predicted model, not a curated record. Gene Ontology annotation, biological process: regulation of G2/M transition of mitotic cell cycle; G1/S transition of mitotic cell cycle; regulation of gene expression. NCBI's taxonomy places the organism in Eukaryota, Fungi, Ascomycota, Eurotiomycetes, Eurotiales, Aspergillaceae.